Fukomys damarensis (Damara mole-rat) is the source of this 4575-nucleotide messenger RNA. It is a transcript of the gene Ncaph, whose product is annotated as non-SMC condensin I complex subunit H. Gene Ontology annotation, molecular function: chromatin binding. The record is from RefSeq and is a predicted model, not a curated record. Gene Ontology annotation, biological process: mitotic chromosome condensation. The coding region runs from base 463 to 2649 and encodes 728 amino acids. Gene Ontology annotation, cellular component: condensin complex. The transcript is spliced from 18 exons. NCBI's taxonomy places the organism in Eukaryota, Metazoa, Chordata, Mammalia, Rodentia, Bathyergidae.
CGGCGGCGCUGGAGCGCAAGCUGAGUUGCCCAGCUGCUGGGUCCCGAGCUCCUACUAGGUGUCUCUUGUUAACUAGGUGGUUUUCCUGGACUGGAUGUUAAGUUUCCGGGUCUUGGAAUUGUGGUUACCGCUUAACAAACAUGCUUUUUUUUUUUUUGGCUUUCAUUCAAAAGUAUUGAGCGGUCCCUUUGGGCCAGAUCGUAAGUAAAGAACCAAACGAAUGAGAUUUAUGCCUUCCUAUACGGGAAAUAGUUUCAGUGACUGAGACUAUCCGUGAGUGUUGCAAGAAGGAAGAGAUUGUCAAUUAUUUCAUGUAUUGCCGAAUCCCAACAGUGAUAAGACCUGAGAAGUGACCAUAGGGUUUGGCAACAUAGAAGUAGAGGUUGAUCGCGGUAAGGCUUUUCAUGAAGCGAUAAAGACGCCAUUCAGAUCGGAUGGAUUGAAAUAUGAGUGGGAGCCACAAUGAGCAAGUCUUCAGAGACCCGUGGACACCCCCACAGUGUCAGCUCCCCUUCAGAACGGGUGUUCUCCAUACCCCUGCCGAAGAAGGCCCCUCUCAAUACCCCUGGCACCCCGGUCCUUGAGGACUUUCCCCAGAAUGAUGAUGAGAAGGAGCGACUACAGCGGAGGCGCUCCAGGGUCUUUGACCUGCAGUUCAGCACAGACUCGCCUCACCUCCUCGCCUCCCCCUCCAGCAGGAAUGUCGAUGUUUCAGCUACAACUCCUAAGUUUACAAACACGCAGAUUACAGAACAUUACUCCACCUGUAUCAAGCUGUCCACUGAAAAUAAAAUCACUACAAAGAAUGCUUUCGGCUUGCACUUGAUUGAUUUCAUGUCAGAGAUCCUUAAACAGAAGGACACUGAACCGACCAACUUUAAAGUAGCUGCUGGUACACUGGAUGCCAGCACCAAGAUCUAUGCUGUACGAGUAGAUGUUGUCCAUGCUGAUACAUACAGAGUCCUGGGGGGGCUCGGCAAGGAUGCCCCAUCUCCAGAAGACGAGGAGGACCCUGGUGCAGAUGGAAGUGCUACCGAAACAAGAUCAACCAAAAAGCCUCCAAAACCAAAGAAGAAGCAUUCCUAUAAAACCAUUGAGCAGAAUUUAAACAACCUCAAUGUCUCUGAAGCGGAUCGAAAGUAUGCGGUGGAUCCCAUGUUUCAGAAGACCGCCGCCUCAUUUGAUGAGUGCAGCACAGUGGGGGUGUUUCUCUCCACCCUACACUGCCAGGACUACCGGAGUGAGCUGCUGUUCCCUUCUGACGUCCAACCUCUCUCCACUGGCGAGCCCCUUGAGCUCCCAGAUUUGGGCUGGGUUGAGAUGACAGAUCUGAAAGCACCCUUGCAGCAGUGUGUGGAAAAUUGCCAGCUCUGCCCUUCCCUGGCCGGCUUCCAGUUCACCAAGUGGGACAGUGAGACGCAUACUGAGUCUGUGUCAGCUCUGGUAGACAAGUUCAAGAAGAGUGACCAGGUGUUUGAUGUCGACGCCGAGGUUGAGGAGAGUGAUGGCGGGGACUUCCUCGAUGGGCCCCUGGAGGAUGACUUUGAUGCCAAUGAUGAGCCUGAGCACACUGCAACAGGGGACCAUGAAGAGUUCAGGAGCUGGAAGGAGCCCUGCCAGAUCCAGAGCUGCCAGGAAGAAAUGAUUUCCCUUGGGGAUGGAGACAUUCGGACCAUGUGUCCCCUUCUGUCCAUGAAACCUGGAGAAUAUUCCUACUUCAGUCCCCGGACCAUGAAGAUGUGGGCUGGCCCCGAUCACUGGCGCUUUCGGCCUCGACACAAACAAGACACCACCUCCCAGUCAGAGACCAGGAAGAGGAGUACAAAGAAAGAUUUUGAGAUAGACUUUGAUGAAGAUAUUGACUUUGAUGUAUAUUUUCGAAAAUCAAAGGCGGCUACUGUUCUGAGCAAGUCCACCCUGGAGAACCAGAACUACAGAGCUACCACUCUUCCUACGGAUUUCCACUACAAGAUCGAUACCCUUGUCCAGCUGCAUCUCAAACCAGGCCUGAGGUUACUUAAGAUGGACCAGCGCCAGAAGACAGGGACUGAGCACUAUGAAGAAAUUGGGGACUAUGACUACAACAACCCCAAUGACACCUCCAACUUUUGCCCUGGGCUCCAGGCUGCUGACAGCGAUUCUGAAGAGUCAGAUGACUUACUGGCAGCACCAGUUGGGACCUUUGACCUCACAUCUGACCCCUGCCACACACCUACGACAGCACAAGAGAAUGGUGAUGCUCCUGAGGGCCCAGCUGACAUCACAACAUAUGGGGAGUCCAACCUGGUGGCCGAGCCUCAGAAGGUAAAUAAAAUUGAAAUUCAUUAUGCCAAGAUUGCCAAAAAGAUGGACAUGAAGAAGCUGAAGCAAAGCAUGUGGAGUCUGCUGACGGAUUCCCCCAGAAAGGAGGCUAGCACCGAGGUGAGCCUCAGCGAACCUGGUGCAGGAGGAGCUCCGGUGGGGGUGGCUGGCAACAAGAUGCUCAGCGGGCUCACAAAGGACCUGCAGAAGAACCUGCCCCCCAUCAUGGCCCAGAACCUCUCCAUACCUCUGGCUUUCGCCUGCCUCCUGCACUUGGCCAAUGAAAAGAAUCUGAAGCUGGAAGGAACCGAGGAUCUUUCUGAUGUUCUUGUGAGGCAGGGCGACUGAGGCCUGGUCGUCUCCAGUCUGGGUGAACGAAGAUAUGGGUGCUGCAACAAGGCUGUCACCAGCGACCAGAGUGCCUGUCAUGUGCUUGUCACCAUCACUGUCAGUGCUGUGCCCGAGGCUCUGUGCACAGCUGACUGACCCACUUGGGCAGGAUAAGGAGCAUGGCAGCAUGAGCUCAUGACCCAACUGUGAUCAGUGUCCACUGUGUAUUGGGUGCUUUGUCUCCUCUAUCCAUCUGUUAUUUUCCACUUUACUCUUGUAGAAAAGAAUUGUUCCAUAGCUGCUUAAUGUUCUUGAGAGCUCCCUCGUCUGUGUAUAUAAAGUACUCUGUGUGUACACUUAUAAAUGUAUAUAUAAUGCUAAAAAAUGAAAUCUUCCUGAAGGAUGUAGUGGAUACCUGCAUAUCACUAGGUGUGUGCUAUUAGUGUUGGGUAUGGUUACUCCUCCCUGGGCACAGUCACUGUGAGGCAGGAAGUGCUGGAGGAUGUGAUCCACCUGGUGGGAGAGUGGAGAAGGGAGCAGUUGCUGCCUGGAGGGGCGACUCCAGGUGGGAUCCAUGUCUGAGCUCCCUUGGAGUCUGCAGGGGCAGGGUAUGGUGACCCCAACUCAGGAAGUGCCUACCAGUCACUUUGCGGUUGUUGUAUUCGGCCUCCACAUCCCUGGAAGCAGCACAUGGUCACCACAGCACGUCACAGGUGAGGUGAUGCCUGAGGCAGCUGCCUGGGAGCCACAGUUCCUGGCCACCAGGUCAUGAGCCACUUGCAGAGAGAGCAGUGGCACCCAGCUCCUCAGAAGUCAGCACCCACAGAUCUAAACUUUCUUCCCAUUAUCUCAGGGACCCACAGAGUACACUGCUUGCAGCUUGGAACAGGAUUGCAAGUAUGGACCUGAGGAAUUCUGUUCUUGGUGGUCCUUGGCUCUGCUGGAACCCCCGCCCCCUCCCUCACUAGCUCAGUCAAGAUCUCAGAUGCUAGUCCAGAAGCAGCAGGGUAUGGGGCUAGGGAUUUAGCUCAGUGGCACCGUGCCUUCCUGGCAAGUGCAAGGUCCUGAGUUCGAUUUCCCAUACUACCACCAAAAACCAAAACAAAACACAGGGUAUGUAAUUGGUGAUUAUUCUUGAUACUAACAUGUUCCCAAGCUAAAACCAUACCAAAUGCAAGCCAGAAAUGUGCUCCCCACCUGCUCUGCUUCAUCACUUGUGAUGGGCCUAGUGGGACAGCAGCACAAGUUUCCAUUCUGGUGCACUCAGUCCUCGUGCUUGCCCUUUGGUGCCAAGAGCAGCUCUCAGAGCUCACUUGCCCCUCUGUUGCACUUCUCUGCUAUGGGGUCUGGACCUAAUGAACUCCCCUUUCCAUCUGCUCCCAAACUCCUCCCUCACAUGACUCAUGGGUGCUGAGGCCUCAGUGCUUGUGUCCCUUCCACAAUUGCCUGUGUUGAACCUAAUUCUCAAAAGUAAUGUGAUUAUGAGGGGGCACUUCAGAUGUGAAUGUUACAAAUGAGAUUAGUGUUCUUGUAAGAGGCUGAGUGCUUGUUCGCCCCUUCUCCCAUUCAAGGACACAGCAAGAAGGCACCAUCACUAAGCCAGGAAACAGCCCGUCCCACCCACCAACUUGCCAGGGCCUUGACAGACAGACAACCCACCCUCUAGAGCUGGGUGAUUUCCUGUCGUCUAUAAGCCCCCAUCUACAAGCAUAGAAGGACCAGCCCAGGCAGCCAUGUGUGUUCCACUUAGUUUUCUGCCAUAAGAUUUUCACUUGAGUGUUUUCUCUUUUGAGAUUCCCUAUUCAUUGUCAAAUUAUUUGAGCAUUUUCUUUUUAAAUUCUUUUCGAACAUGCUUAAAAUAGCAAUUCUAGUUUUUGUCAGCUAAUCUGAGCCCUUGUAGCAUCAACUGAUUACUCUUUUUCCUGAAUAUAGAUUACAGAUUCA